This is a messenger RNA of Iphiclides podalirius (scarce swallowtail), 1002 nucleotides long. The record is from the annotation of a GenBank genome assembly. Lineage: Eukaryota; Metazoa; Arthropoda; Insecta; Lepidoptera; Papilionidae.
AUGUCUAACGUAACGGAAGUAGCGAGCGAUUUCGAUAUAGAGCAAUGGUCGCAGUUUCUGUUAAAAGUGCGAGGAGAAGAGCCGCCUUGGACGCUAGUGAUAUUAGUUAUGUUCAUGCUGAUAAUUUUCCUCGUCAGUUUGGUCGGGAAUCUUUUGACUUGCAUCGUCAUAUACUACGAUAAGAACAUGCAUACUGCAACAAACUAUUAUCUGUUCAACCUGGCGAUUUCAGACUUGAUUGUGACGUUCGCAAUGCUGCUGGAUCUGUAUGAGCAUCUAAGUGAUUCCUAUAAAUUCGGUGACGUUGCGUGCAAAAUACAUUUCUUCUUUGUUAUCUUAUUGUGGAACAACAGUAUUCUUAUUAUGACUACACUGGCUGUUGAGCGGUAUGUAGCCAUAUGGCACCCGAUGCUGCUUAAAUCUUCUUCGGUUUGUCGGCGCGUCACGAAAGUGAUAGUGAUCGUAUGGAUAAUUGCAAUCGUGGAGACGCUCCCUGAAGUAUGGGCGGUGGAACUGAUCAAAACAAAGAAUUCCUUCGUGUGUUUCACAGUACCCACUCCAUACGCCAGAUUUAUAAACGGCGUGCUUGCACUGUUGACUUUCGUUAUCCCUCUGGCGAUAAUGACUUUCGUAUAUACAAUGAUUGCUUUAAAAGUGAACUUCGCCGAGAGAUCGAAAUCUAAGAACCAAGUUUUCAACCAUCGCGAUAACAGGCGUAAAGUCAACAAACUCAUUACAUUGACGCUGUCAUUCCUGGUGUGCUGGCUGCCUUUCUGCAUGUUUCGUGUGCUAAUAUUCGUGUACAACAUGCGCCAACUGAUGCAACUUGCGAAGUGGUGGAGUAUCGGUCAGAGGGUCAUGUUAUUCCAUAAUUGGUUCAGCAUCGUGCUUAAUCCCAUCUUAUUCAGUUUGAUGUCAACGAAGUUUAGAAAAUCACUAAAGAAUCUUUGGGAAACAAAAUUUAAAAAGCAGCCGGUAGAAACACAAAGAGAUAAUGCCAUA